AUGCGCAACGAUCGUGCGGCCGAGGCUCGAGGCCGCAAGGCGGAGGAGGAGAAGAUGAUGGCCCGAGAGGACGCCGUCAGGGGUCGCGACACCGAGUUGGAGCAGUUGGCGAAGGCGCAGUCCCUUGAGGAGAGGUCCUGCGUGGAGCUGCGAGCACUCUACGAGAAGGGCUUGGAGGAGCUGCUGGCUACAGACGACGAAGGCCCCACCCAGCUGCUUCCUCACCUAGUCGCGGUGCUUGAGGAAGUCGUGGGCGGGAUCGGCCCCUUGGUGGACGGAGAAGCCCGCACGCUUUCCUCGGCCGCGCUGACGCGCGUCUUUAGCCACCUCCAUCUUCGUGACCCUGAUGCCAACCUCGACGAGCUGCUGGAGCCUGUGGAUGAUGAGCGCUGCGCAGCUACUGCCGAAGCCCUGAAGGGCCAGGUGGAGGCCUUGCUGAAGAAGUUUCGCGCCUUUUACCCUGUGCCCUCAACUGGUGGUGCUGCUGAACCUACAACUCCGACAGGCGACACAGGUGAGGAUAACCUUGUCGUCGAGGGGGCGCCUCUUGCACGCGGCGGUGACGUCCAGGGGUGA
Molecule: messenger RNA, 576 nt
Organism: Aegilops tauschii subsp. strangulata
Lineage: Eukaryota; Viridiplantae; Streptophyta; Magnoliopsida; Poales; Poaceae
Source: RefSeq, a predicted model, not a curated record